Cavenderia fasciculata is the source of this 309-nucleotide messenger RNA. RefSeq lists its product as uncharacterized. The coding region runs from base 1 to 309 and encodes 102 amino acids. Lineage: Eukaryota; Evosea; Eumycetozoa; Acytosteliales; Cavenderiaceae. The transcript has 2 exons. The record is from RefSeq and is a predicted model, not a curated record.
AUGAAUGAUGUUAAACGUAGGGCUGCUCAAAAAGGUUACCAAAAAGUAUUGGAUUCGGUUGCAAAAGAUCCACUCGGAAGUAGCAGAAAACAGAGGGGCGGCAAUCGGCCAAUACCGAUGCAAGGAGCAGGAUUUUGGUAUGCAAUUAAGAAAGUAAAUGGUUGGUUGCAAGACACCAAAGCAAUAUCAAAAGUUGCAAAGAGUUUGGAUGGAGUUGUACCCUUUGCAGGAAAGAUUGGUUCAGUUGCCGAGCAAAUGGGAUAUGGUAAAAAAAGAGAAGACCAAGAAAAUAAAGUUGUGGUACCUUGA